Messenger RNA from Camelina sativa (false flax), 3432 nucleotides. Its product is annotated as receptor-like protein kinase 5. The record is from RefSeq and is a predicted model, not a curated record. Lineage: Eukaryota; Viridiplantae; Streptophyta; Magnoliopsida; Brassicales; Brassicaceae. Gene Ontology annotation, biological process: protein phosphorylation. Gene Ontology annotation, molecular function: ATP binding; receptor serine/threonine kinase binding; protein kinase activity.
GUCGUCUUGUCACAGUGUUCAUUUCUCUCUUUGCUUCCACAAAUCCUUAUAAUUACCAGUCCCAUAAUAUCGUUUUUAUUCACAAAUCCAAAAACAUGAAAGAACAAUAACAUUUAUUUGUUGUUUAAAAAAUGUUUUACUGUCUUCUUCUCCUUCUAUGUCUCUCCUCUACGUAUCUAAGUCUAUCACUAAACCAAGAAGCCACCAUUCUCCGGCAAGCCAAACUGGGCUUAACCGACCCAGCCCAAUCCCUUUCUUCAUGGUCCAACAACGACGUCACGCCGUGUCAAUGGAACGGCGUCAAGUGCAACGCUUUGUCAUCCGUCGUCUCCGUCAAUCUCUCCAGCUUCUUGCUCAUCGGUCCUUUCCCAUCCAUCAUCUGCACUCUUCCUUCUCUAACCUUCCUCUCUCUCUACGACAACUCCAUAAACGGUUCUCUCUCCGACGAUGACUUCACGUCGUGUCGUAAUCUCGAACAUCUCGAUUUGUCAGAGAAUCUCUUUGUCGGAUCCAUCCCAAAGUCACUCCCUUUCAAUCUCCCAAACCUCAAGUUCCUCGAUAUCUCCGGUAACAACUUAUCAGACACGAUUCCGUCCACCUUCGGAGAGUUUCAAAAGCUUGAAUCUUUAAACCUCGCCGGUAAUCUCCUCUCCGGUACAAUCCCUCCCACACUCGGUAACGUCUCGACUCUCAAAGAACUCAAACUCGCUUACAAUUUCUUCUCUCCGAGUCUCAUCCCGAGUCAACUCGGAAACCUCACGGACCUUCAAAUCCUCUGGCUCGCCGGCUGCAACCUCGUCGGUCCGGUACCUCCAGCUCUAUCCAAAUUGACCAGUUUGGUUAACUUGGAUUUGACAUUCAAUAAACUCACCGGUUCAAUCCCAAGUUGGAUCACAGAGCUAAGAAGCGUCGAGCAAAUCGAACUAUUCAACAACUCGUUCUCAGGCGAGUUACCGGAAUCUAUGGGCAACAUGACGUCGCUAAAAAGAUUCGACGCGUCGACGAACUUGCUGACAGGGAAGAUACCCAACGGCUUGAAUCUGUUAAACCUCGAGUCACUUAACCUCUUCGAGAACAUGCUCGAAGGUCCCUUACCGGAGAGUAUAACUCGCUCCAAAACGUUGUACGAACUCAAGCUCUUCAACAAUAGACUCACCGGAACUUUACCGAGUCAACUCGGGGUAAACUCGCCGUUACAGUAUAUAGACCUUUCGUUCAAUCAAUUCUCCGGCGAGAUACCGGCGAAUCUCUGCGGCGGAGGGAAGCUUGAGUAUCUAAUUCUUAUAGACAAUUCGUUCACCGGAGAAAUCUCGCAAAGUCUAGGAAAAUGCAAGAGCUUGACUCGGGUUCGGGUAAGUAACAACAAGCUCUCUGGUCACGUACCUGACGAGUUCUGGGGACUGCCUCGCUUGUCACUACUCGAACUCUCUGAGAACUCAUUCACCGGAAGUAUUCCGAAGACGAUCUCCGGUGCGAAGAAUCUAUCGACGAUACGAAUCUCAAAGAAUCGAUUUUUAGGUUCAAUCCCUGACGAAGUAGGUUCGCUUAAGGGACUGGUAGAGUUCUCCGGAGCGGAGAAUGGUUUCAAUGGUGUGAUUCCGAGUAGCUUGGUGAAGUUGAAGCAAUUGAGUAGGCUUGAUCUCAGUAAAAAUCAACUCUCCGGCGAGAUUCCUAGAGGUAUACGUGGUUGGAAGAAUCUAAAUGAGCUUAAUUUAGCUAAUAAUCAUCUCUCCGGUGAGAUUCCUAAAGAAGUUGGAACCUUGCCUGUUCUUAACUAUCUUGAUCUCUCAAGUAAUCAGUUUUCCGGUGAGAUUCCGGUGGAACUGCAGAAUCUGAAGCUUAACGUUCUCAACUUGUCGUAUAAUAGUCUCUUUGGUGACGUUCCUCCUCUGUACGCGAACAAAAUCUACGCGCAUGACUUCAUUGGAAACCCUGGUUUAUGCGUUGACGUUGAUGGUCUUUGUAGGAAGAUCACACGGUCUAGAAACAUUGGCUACGUUUGGAUUCUCUUAUUGAUUUUCACACUUGCGGGUUUGGUUCUUGUUGUUGGGAUCGUUAUGUUCGUUGCCAAGUGUCAAAGGCUUAGAGCUUUGAAGAGUUCUAGACUCGUUGCGUCUAAAUGGAGAUCCUUUCACAAGCUUCGUUUCAGCGAGCACGAGAUCGUUGAUUGUCUUAACGAACGGAAUGUAAUCGGGUUUGGAUCCUCUGGUAAAGUAUAUAAAGCGGAGCUUAGUGGUGGAGAAGUUGUAGCUGUGAAGAAACUUAACAAAACUGUUAAUGGAGGAGAUGAAUAUAGUGAUUCGUUGAAUAGAGAUGUUUUUGCUGCGGAGGUCGAGACGUUGGGAACGAUUAGGCAUAAGAGUAUUGUGCGUUUGUGGUGUUGUUGCAGCUCUGGUGAUUGUAAGUUGUUGGUGUACGAGUAUAUGCCUAAUGGGAGCUUAGCUGAUGUGUUGCACAGUGACCGCAAAGGCAGGGUGUUGUUGGCUUGGCCAGAGCGGUUGAGAAUCGCUGUGAAUGCUGCUGAGGGUUUAUCAUACUUGCACCAUGAUUGUGUUCCUCCCAUUGUGCACCGCGACGUGAAGUCGAGUAAUAUACUGCUUGAUGGAAAAUACAGGGCCAAAGUCGCUGAUUUUGGGAUUGCCAAAAUUGGUCAGAUGAGUGGUUCUAAUACGCCAGAAGCUAUGUCUGGGAUCGCUGGUUCUUGCGGUUACAUUGCACCAGAGUAUGUAUACACACUUCGGGUGAAUGAAAAGAGCGAUAUCUACAGCUUUGGUGUGGUGCUUUUGGAACUGGUUACAGGGAAGCAACCAACAGAUACAGAACUUGGAGACAAAGAUUUGGGGAAAUGGGUGUGCACUACACUUGACCGUUGCGGUUUAGAACCCGUGAUAGAUCCUAAACUCGAUAUCAAGUUCAAAGAAGAGAUUAGCAAAGUCAUUCACAUUGCUCUUCUUUGUACGAGUCCUCUCCCUCUAAACCGACCUUCAAUGAGGAAAGUAGUGAUCAUGCUGCAAGAGGUCUCUGGUGCUGUCUUUUGUAGCAGUCCAAACGCGUCUAAACGCUCUAAGAGCGGUGGGAAACUCUCGCCAUACUACACAGAAGACUUGAACAGCGUUUGAGCAUUCUAAUAUGGGCCGAGUUUGCUUUGGGCCGGGGAUAACGGUUUGAUGUUGUGAUGCUUGGUGAACUGAUAUCAAAAACAGAAAAGUAGAGCUUUCUAAUUAGGUGAUAGCUCUUGAUAAUGCUAGUAUAAAGCUACUAUAGUUGAUUUAUUACUAAGUUUGGAUAUUAAUUAUCCAAAUUAACGAAAUGUUUGUAACCUAUGUUUGGUUGGUCUACCCAAUAGUCAACCUUUCAUUUAGUCAUAUUCGGGCCCGUAGCCGCACUAAUUUGUAAACGGAUAUGCCAUAUUGCCAUUAUAAUUUUCUCAAA